Gigantopelta aegis is the source of this 1833-nucleotide messenger RNA. Its product is annotated as palmitoyltransferase ZDHHC6-like. Gene Ontology annotation, cellular component: Golgi apparatus. Lineage: Eukaryota; Metazoa; Mollusca; Gastropoda; Neomphalida; Peltospiridae. Gene Ontology annotation, molecular function: palmitoyltransferase activity. Gene Ontology annotation, biological process: protein palmitoylation. Bases 242 to 1405 code for a protein of 387 amino acids. The transcript is spliced from 9 exons. The record is from RefSeq and is a predicted model, not a curated record.
UCUUCAUGUUUUGACACAUUUUGAUGCUAGACGGGGGAUAAUAGACUUUAUUUAUAAAUGGAGUGUACAUUUUUGUACUAUAGAUGAUGUUCGUUGAUUUAAGUACGAAUUCAUCGUAUUGUUUAAAUGCAUUUUCUGACUAUUUAACUGACUGACUUUGCUGAUAGUUCAGUUGUGCUGGUCAUUAAAUUUUUAACAAAAAUUCAUUUCCGUAUUGGAUUUCAUCGACACCGGUGCAAUCAUGUCAAACGUUGGCACCUGGAGACAGUUGCUACAUUGGGGCCCUAUUGUGGCGUUGUCAGUUAUUUUUUACAUUUCUAUAGCAACAAUAAACUGCACUUUGAUGUGGUGGCCUGUUACAUCAUUUGGUGGUGCUGUUAACUUUAUUAUUUUCUUAACAUGGAUCACUUUAACUUUAUAUAACUAUUUCCAAGCAGCAUGGAAAGGACCAGGAUUUGUUCCAUUAGGAUGGAUGCCAAAUAAACCAGAAGCCAGGAAAUGCCUGCAGUUUUGUGAAGCAUGUGCCGGAUUCAAAUCACCUCGUUCUCAUCACUGCCGCAAAUGUGACAGAUGUGUUAUGAAGAUGGAUCAUCACUGUCCUUGGAUUAACACAUGCUGCGGACAUUUUAAUCACGCCAACUUUGUUUGGUUUCUCCUCUUCGCACCAUGUGGCUGUGUACAUGCUGUGUUCAUUCUCAUUCCAUCCAUCUACAGAGCACUUAAUUUUCAUUAUUACUAUUUUUACCACCAAGAUGAGCCCCUCGUGCAGCUGGAUAUCUUUGAGUUCAUCCUCACAAUGUUCGGGAUCGGCCUCGCUAUCGGCGUCGUCAUCGCUGUCGGCAUGUUGUUUUACUUACAGAUGAAAAGUAUAUUGAAAAAUGAAACCGGAAUAGAAUCAUGGAUAAUAGAUAAAGCAGAGGACCGUCUUCGUGAGCCAGAGGAAGGUGACUUUGUCUACCCAUACAACCUGGGAUACAGGCGGAACUUCAAGGAGGUCUUCACGUGGACGGGCAAACCUCUCUCGGAUGGGUUCACGUGGAACAUUGUCAAUGGUUGUGAUCAAUAUACCUUAACUAUUGAGCAGAUUAAACAAAAGGGAGAGAAGCGCGAGCGGACGGUGCAGUAUGUGAUAAUGGAGGGCUACUCGGGAUACUUGUUCCCGUUCACGAAGGGUCUCAAAGUCAGCUGCUGUAUCCCAUGUACAGACGAGCCUCGCAUCUCCGUCAAACCAGGGAACAAAGUCUGGGUCACACGGUGGAAAAGACAUUGGUUAUAUGGAACCCGAUUGCUUACUGCUGAGGAAAAACUUGUUGGUACAAGUAAGCCAAGAGCUAGAGGAUGGUUUCCACGACGAUGUGCUAAGGAAGUAAUUGAUGAUAACAUGAAUGAUAAGAAGGCUUCUUGAAAUUCAAGAAUAUUUAGAUAUAAUAUACAUAUCUGUUUGUUUGUAUUUUUGUUACUACUGAGUAAGUGAGGAAAGUGCUUUAAGUUAGAAGCAGUUGAACUUUGCUGCAGGAAUUAGGACUUUUAAAUAAAACAACUCAGGUGACAUAAGUUAGGUGUUUGUUGAAAGGGCUGUUCCAGAACUUAUCACAUGUGGGGGUUAGUGGUGGGGGUUAGUGGUAGGGGUUAGGAGGAAUAUAAGACUCCAUCAUAUGCUGUCAUGUGGGAUAGAAAAAGUACAGCUGAGGUGGUGGAAAUUGCUCUAUUCCAUAUGACCACAUAUGAUGGAGUCCUUUUCUAUCAUCCAUUCAGUAAAUAAACUAUUAUUUUACACGAAUGGACAAAUUAAAGAUGGCUGAAAAAGUAACUUUUUUAUUUGAUAAUUUUAUC